GCGCUUGUUGGGAACAAGGCCGACCUUGACAACUUGCGCACGGUUUCAACAGAUGAAGCUCGGGCUUAUGCAGAGAGCAACUCCAUGUUCUUUACGGAGGCGUCGGCGAAAACCGCCGGCAACAUUAACGAGCUCUUCGAGGAGAUUGCAAAGAGGCUGCCUCGGGGCCAGCCCUCACUGACUGUAAAGCAACAGUGAAACGCCCCCAGUCUGUGUAACCAAAGAGUUUAGAAGGUCAGCUAUGGUCUGUAGAUAAAAGGUCCGUCAAUGGCAGCAGUGGCUUUGUGUCUUGGGCUACCUCGAGUCGCGACCAAGAUGAGUAUCUGUCCGCAGUCUAGCCCUUUAAGUACAAAGCAUCUCAGACUCCGGAACGGCUCAGGGCUGAGAUUCCAUUGUGUCUCACAGGAUAAAGAAGAUGAAAUUACUGCAAUACCUUCGUCCACAGAUACUGCUAGUGUUUCUUGGAAUCAACCCAAGUACAGGGUCAUUCUCAUGGCUUCUCUCGCGUUCGUGAUUUGCAACAUGGACAAGGUGAACUUGAGUGUAGCUAUUAUACCGAUGUCGCAGCAGUUUGGAUGGCCGGCAACAACUUCUGGAUUAGUUCAGUCGUCGCUGUUUCUGGGAUACGCUUUCAGCCAGUUGCCUGGUGGAUGGCUUUCACGUAAAUUUUCUGGAAAAUAUGUGUUGCGUGGUGGUGUCUUUCUUUGGUCGUUGGCAACUAUGGCUGUCCCACUUUCAGCCCGAUAUCUACCAUUAAUUCUGGCAAGCCGGGUGAUGGUCGGUGUCGGCGAAGGCGUGUCUCCUUCAGCCGCUACCGAUCUCGUAGCAAGAACAGUAAGUGCGAACGAGCGUUCGCGAGCGGUCUCUGUUAUUUUCGGUGGCCUCAGCGUUGGAAGUAUAGCGGGGCUGCUUUUCGCUCCUGUUUUCAUUGAAAACUUUGGAUGGCAAUCUGUUUUCUACGUCUUUGGUUUGCUCGGCCUUUUCUGGUGCCUUCUGUUCAAUCCGGAAGGAUGCGAUUCAGAGACAGAUCAAGCAGCUGCUGACAAUGAGACUGGACAACCGUCAAAGGUCCCUUGGAGCGCUUUUUUCAGAAGUCCACCAGUCUGGGCGAUGAUUUAUGCCCAUUUCUGUGGAAAUUGGGGAUAUUUUACACUUCUUUCCUGGAUGCCGACAUUUGUCAGUGAUGAGCUACACCUGAAUCUGACUAAUGCAGCACUGAUAUCAAUUCUUCCUCCUCUAGCAUCUGUUCCAGUAACAAGCUUUGCGGCUGUCUGGGCUGAUAGCAUGAUCACAUCUGGACUAAGCACCACAGUGGUGAGAAAAAUCUGCCAAAGCAUCGCUUUUCUCUCUCCAUCAGCUUCCAUGAGUAUUGUCUCAUUGGUUCCUAGUCUACCACCGUGGUCGGUCAUACUGCUUCUAACCGGUGGUAUUGGAUUGUCAAGUUUCGCGCUGUCAGGGCUUUACUGUACACACCAAGAUAUAUCACGGAAGUACGCCGGCAUUCUUUUGGGCAUAACAAAUACUGCUGGUGCAAUUCCUGGAGUGGUAGGAGUUGCGGCAACCGGUUACAUUUUCGAUCAAACCGGUUCCUGGACGGAGCCAUCGUGUGGAACGUCUUUGCAAGCAGCCAACCCCAAGAUUUCGAGUAAAUCAUGCGAAGUCUUUUUUGUUCUCGGCCAUUGUUUGUUAUCAUUCUUACAUGUUCAUAAACUAUGGAUCAUUUGGAAACUACAGACAAGUGGUUCUUUCUAUUUCUACAAGACUGUGGGAAAGAAAUCCAAGCAUCACGCUUGCAUACGACGGCUGUGAGUUCCUGUUCAACACGGUGGAGUCCUCUCUCGCGGAUGCGUAUGGCUAUCGCAUGACAUUGUGACAAUGUAGCAAGUGACAUGUGACAAUGAUAGUCUGAAUUCUAAGACUGUGAAGCAAUCAUGUUCAUGAAAUAAAAAUGUGUGAUAUAUCAUCUCA
Molecule: messenger RNA, 1968 nt
Organism: Selaginella moellendorffii
Lineage: Eukaryota; Viridiplantae; Streptophyta; Lycopodiopsida; Selaginellales; Selaginellaceae
Product: ras-related protein RABF1
Exons: 17
Coding region: 268-1809 (513 amino acids)
Biological process (GO): transmembrane transport
Molecular function (GO): transmembrane transporter activity; GTP binding; GTPase activity
Source: RefSeq, a predicted model, not a curated record